GCGACAGCCUACUAGUCAACACGACAUUGUCUUCGCAUCCUAACAAUCUAUAUUUUUUUAUAUAAGCAAAAUUUAGUUAUUGUGGAUACGUUGAAAAGAUUUUUCCCAUUAUAAACCAUGUUCCCUCAAUCGGAAUUGGAUAAUUAUAAAUUACAAGUGGAAUUGCUACAGGAAAAAUUACAAAGAAGUGAAAUAUCGAGACAACAACUGGAGCAUAAAUUGGAUAAAAUUCUACAAAAGCGAGAAGAACAUGAUAAAAUGGUACGAUCUAGAUCGAAACAAAGAUAUCAACAGUUUCUGGAGGAACAACAUAGGCGUAAUGAGCGAAACAAGCAAUUGGUUCAAAUGUUGGAACGUGUUGAACAACAGACGGCUGCAAUGAACGCCCGCAGCGAAAGACUCAAAAUGAUGAAGCUUCAAUAUGAAAUGUAUUUUGCUAAAUUAGUUCAUUCUCAAACCAGAAGAUGUUUGCAGAGUUCUAGUGUUCCCAUACUUGCGCCAAGGAUGGCCACAACACCAUUGCCAGGAGCGACAGCACAAACGAGAAUGAUGUCUACCCCCGCUGUCGAUGCAUACACUUAUAGUAAAAUCUAUGAAGAACCAGUUUUCAUAGAGAAUAAUUAUCAGCGAUAUGGCAAUGACCCACUAAUUAUGGAGAGAGAUUUUCUAAAUCGAUCGCAAAGGGAUGUCAUGCCAGAGUCAAAGUUAAUGGAAAUGCCAUUAUCGGAAUAUACCUUAAGCUCUGCUCGCAGCGAUGGCUUGGAUAUGAGAAAGGACCCAAAUAGACCAUAUAAUAUGCAACCGUAUGAACCAAGCUUAUCGGCCAGGGAUGGUGACGAGCAUCAAAAUUUGAAUGCUCCAGAACAAAAAUUAUAUACGAACAUAUCAGAAACAAAAAGAUACGAACCUGCAGGCAUUGGAAGAUCAGAUACAGGCAAAAAAUGUUCUGAAUUUGAUCUGCCAACAUCUUUGUCUUCUACAAGUGAUCCACUUACUUUUGAAAGUAUACCAAAUGCCAAUAUAGGGCAAGGGACUAUUUCUACAGACACCAGUGCCUCUUCCAGAGGUAAUGAUAUCGAACCAAGAAAUUCAGGUUCCCAAGAUAUAACGCAGCUCAAGCAACAACCUGAUUUAAAUGAAAAUAACUCCAUACUAUCUAGCACUAAACCAGAUUUGAAUAUGCAACAGUCUUCCCAAAAUGUAACCAUGGAAAUUACAAAUCAAGAUUCUAUCAAAUCUCCUAAAAAUCAACAUGGGGACAAGCAACCCUUUAACCAACAAGAUAUUAUUAAAGAACAAAGCGAAUUGCAUCCAUUACCUGAAACUUCCGCUGAGAAAUCUCAGGCGCCUUCCGUAUCAAUUGAAAAUAUCGAAAGCGCUAUCUACGGUGAACUGGUAAAUUCACCUGAAGCGAAACAAAAUUUGCAGCAACCGGAAAAGGCAACAGCGUCACCGGCGCUUUUAGAUAAUCUGGUCACACAAUCGCCCACAAAAACAGAGACCAACGAACAAGGAAAAGAAAACCCGCCCGAAACCGUUGCAGACAAAGAUGUUAUAAAUUAUGAUACCACAACAGUACCAACCAAAGAGGAUACUAAAACCACUGAUUUGGAUAAUCAAAAUUAUCCACAAUCAUCAUAUGAUUAUAAUCAAAGCAACACGUCUACAGAAAAUGUCGCAAAUAAUAGUACAGAUUAUUCUGGAUAUGAAAGUAACCCUAACGCUACCGAAGAAGCCAUGCAGGGCCAGGAACAACAACAAUAUGACUAUUCAAACUAUGAUCCUUCGCAGUAUUCAUAUCCUGGCUAUAUAUACGACGAAGCCACGGGUGAAUACAAGCCCGAUCCAAAUGCUACAUCAGACCAAUAUGGCACAGAUCAGCAGUACACUGAAGGCUACCAGUACCAACAGCAGGAGGGCUAUGAUUAUAACCAAACAUACGAUCAACAAGAUCCACAACUAAAUACCACAGAUCCUGCGGCCUAUGAAAAUUUUAAUGCUACACAGAGCGAACAAGAUGAAAUAACUUCAGAAGCCACAACUCCAAAAUCUGAAAUCGUAUCAGAACAGAAACCAGCUGAAACAUCCAAUGUAGAGUCCACAGAUGGUAAUAAAACUAAGCCAACAUCUAUACUGGCAACGGCUGAUAAAAAAGAAGCACAAAAGAAUAAAAAGCGGGUUAAUUUUGUCGAGAGCAGUGAAACUGAUGAAAGUUCUGUGGAUAAAGGCCAGACGGCAUCAGCAAAGCCCAAUGUAGGAAAUGAAAGCGAUUUUGAUUUUUCAUCCAGCAGUGAUACCGGCACCCCAAAACAGUCUUAAUUAAAAUAAAUGUUAUAAUUUUAAGAAUAAG
Molecule: messenger RNA, 2350 nt
Organism: Stomoxys calcitrans (stable fly)
Lineage: Eukaryota; Metazoa; Arthropoda; Insecta; Diptera; Muscidae
Exons: 4
Coding region: 118-2319 (733 amino acids)
Source: RefSeq, a predicted model, not a curated record